Molecule: messenger RNA, 1386 nt
Organism: Betta splendens (Siamese fighting fish)
Lineage: Eukaryota; Metazoa; Chordata; Actinopteri; Anabantiformes; Osphronemidae
Gene: nr0b1
Product: nuclear receptor subfamily 0, group B, member 1
Exons: 2
Coding region: 165-1070 (301 amino acids)
Biological process (GO): negative regulation of transcription by RNA polymerase II
Cellular component (GO): nucleus; cytoplasm
Molecular function (GO): transcription corepressor activity; transcription factor binding
Source: RefSeq, a predicted model, not a curated record
GUCUCUCCGGGCGCGCGGACAGGCGGGAGCUGAUAUAAGCGCGCUGCCCUUCGUCCGGGGCUAUCAGGGGCUACGAAAACAGCGCUACCUGUGUCACUGACCUCCGGCGCUUCAAAGAGAGCGCGACGCGCCGAGUCCCGGCACGUGUGCAGCGGCCGGCGGUCAUGGCCUCGCUGGACGGCUGCCGCUGUCGCGGUGCCAGCGGCCGCAGCAACAGCAGCAUCCUCUACAGCAUAUUGAAGAGUAACAGCCUUGCGGCCGCCGACGACCUGCAGCAGCAGCAGCAGCAGCAGCAACACCCACAUCCACACCCCCAAGAACAACAACAAACACUGCAACAGCUGUUCCACAGGAGCCUGUCCUCCACGCCGUCCUCGGCGCAGGAGCCCCGCCAGCAGCCGUGCUCGUGCGGCUCCACGCGCCGCCGCGGCGUCCUGCGCUCCCCGCAGGUGACCUGCAAAGCCGCGUCCGCGGUGCUGGUGAAGACGCUGCGCUUUGCCAAGAACGUGCCGUGUUUCCGCGAGCUGCCGGAGGACGACCAGCUGGCGCUGAUCCGCAGCGGCUGGGCGCCGCUGCUUGUUCUGGGGCUCGCGCAGGACCGGGUGGACUUUGAGACCACGGAGACGGUGGAGCCCAGCAUGCUGCAGCGCAUCCUCACGGGUUUACCGGAGCGGCAGAGCGACGGGCCGGCCGGCCACAGCAGGGGGGCGGCGGGGGUGUCGGUGGUAGAAAUAGAAGCUAUCAAAGCUUUCCUGAAAAAGUGCUGGAGUGUAGAUAUAAGCACGAAGGAGUAUGCGUACUUGAAGGGAGCGGUGCUGUUCAACCCAGACCUGGAGGGGCUGCGCUGUCUCCACUACAUCCAGUCACUGCGUCGGGAGGCGCACCAGGCUCUGAACGAGCACGUCCGGCUCAUCCACCGGGAGGACACGACCCGCUUUGCCAAGCUGCUAAUAGCUCUGUCCAUGCUGAGGGCCAUCAGCCCGCUGGUGGUGGCCCAGCUCUUCUUCAGACCCGUCAUAGGCGCCGUCAACAUCGAGGAGGUUCUCAUGGAGAUGUUCUAUGGGAAAUAGGUUACAGCCCGUAGAAGACGUGAAUGCAGCAGGUUAAGCUGCCAGGAGGACUGAUCUGCUCCAGACUCUCGUGGGGUAGGCAUUAAAGGCAGGCUGAAUUUACAACUACUGUAUGUGUGAGGACUUAAAGGACUGUGGAAUGCCCAACAAAGGGAAGAGAGUGUGUGUGUGUGUGUGUGUGUGUUUGAGAGAAUGAAAGCGUGCAUGUUGAGGGCGAGAGAUGCUUUUACAGAGGAAAAAUGCAACGCAGCUGCUGGAAUUCAUAACUUAUUUGUUUUUAUAUAAACUAUUUUUGUAUAAUAAACUUAUUGUCUGA